AUGGAUCAGAAUCGAGGGUUUCGGGAAGUAGCGCCCCCCGAUGAAGCUGAGCAGCAUGCGCAGCGAAGUCAGCUAACCAUGAACAAAACCGGCAAGCGAAGCUACCAAAGAGCUUGUAAAGUUGCCCUGGCGAAGGGAGCAGCACUUUACAAAGGCCGUCUUCUGACAGCUCAGGCUCUAGGAGCUCAUGAAGGACAAUUCGCGUCUCCUGCGAAAGCGGAGAGGCGUUCUUUUCAACCGAACAGACAGAUCCAUCACAAAUUUGAUAUGGAAGUCCUUACUUGGAACGCAGGCUCAAUUACAAGUCGAGUUUGGAACGAGAUUCUGGCCCUUUUGGCAACAACAGAGUACAAGAACAUCAAAAUCGUUUUCCUGCAGGAAUCGCAUUGGCAGCAGGACCAGGUCUACAGCUCAGGCCCGUGGUCAGUCCUAACCUGUGGCUCAACAAGCAGACACAAGGCUGGCCUGGUUGUCUUGGUGCAUAGCUCACUGGCUCCUCUUUCAGAAAUUCGCAGCACUUCCAUUGUUCCAGGGCAUUUGCAGCACGUCAUGAUCCCGUGGCAGAGAUCCAGAAUACAUCUCCUGAACCUGUACCAGCACGUCUGGGAUUCAAAGCUCUCGAAGACGGAAAACAGAGGCAGGAGAAAGGACGUGGUGACACAGCUCGAAAAUCGAACACAGAGAGUCCCACAACGUGAUUUCUUGAUUGUGGCUGGGGAUUUCAAUGCGCAUGCGGUGACUGAACGUCCUCAUAUCGGACCAAGUGUGCCUCAUCGAGUACGGUUUGCAAAUGCGGAUGUGAAGACACUGCCCUCGCUCUGCAAAUCCUGUGGACUCACUGCGCUGAACACAUGGGCUUCUGGCCAUCGCAGUACGGAUACUAACAGUGAUGGCACAUAUUCCUCUCAGAUCGAUUUUAUGCUGGUCAGACUGCACGAUGCUCGGAGGAGAUCCAAGGAGGCCUACUCGGAUAAGAACUUUCCUGUGGCUGCCUACAGAGAUGGAUCAAAACACUUUCCAGUGCGAGCUACUCUGUUCAUUCCUCCUUACAGUCCUACACCCAGCAAGCCACGGCCGUUUGAUGCCACAGCCCUGGAUGCGAGCUUUCGGCGGAAAGAUGACAACUGGCAUGCAUACUCACAUCGUCUGACGGAAUCAGUGGUGAGGACAAUGCAAGAGAGACCGUCUUGGCAAGAACUGGAUGAAGUGAUGGUUCGUGUAUCAGCUGAGCACUAUCCUCCUCCACGCAAGUCUCAGCCAGCAGCAGGUCCAAUUCAUCAGGAAUAUUGGAAGAAAGUGCGGCAAAUCCAGGAGCACAAGAGGGCUGGAACCGAGCAUAAUCCAGACUGCCAGAAGCUUGUGGAGGACAUCAAAGAGGAGGUAUCCUCGCAAAUCAAGACAGUGCCAGUGGGGAAAGCAGUCCCCAGCACCUCAGCCCCAGUGUCCCAAUCAGACAUUUCCCCUUAUCUAAAGGACCCUCGAAUUGCAUGGAUCCCCAAGCCGGGCAAGCCAGCCACCGCCAUGAAAAACCUGAGGCCCAUAGGAGUCAUCAGCGUGCCAGGCAAAGUGCUAGCAGGCGCAGUGAAGACUCGCAUUGCACCAGCAUUGCAGGUGAGCUCACAGCUUCAGCCUCAAUUUGCGUACAUUCGGCAGAGGGGGGUGCGGGACGCUAUCGCGAAAGCAUGUCAGCACCUUGAUUUCGCGCAGCAGCUCCGUCAAGAGCAUCGCAGGGACCUGCACAAGUCCCAACGCGGAGCUAGGCAGGCUCAGCUGUCAGGGGCACUCACUAUUUCGGUUGAUCUGAGCAAAGCUUUUGAUUCUGUUAAUAGACAUGAGCUGCUAGCUGCCUUGGAUCGCCUGGGAACAGACCCUGUUACGAAAGAACUGGUAGUUCAACUACACAGUGAGACCUCCUACAACAUGGGCACAGGUGGACUAGAGAUUCAAGACGUGGGGCUGGAAGUCAAUCCAGCGAAGUCCAAAGCCUUGCUAAUGGUUCAGGGCACUCAGCAGUCCAUCUUUCGCAAGAAGCACACGAUGCGCAAAGAGAAGCAGUUGCACAUCGUCCUUCCCUCAGGACAUAAGAUUCCGAUUCAUCACAAACUAACAUAUCUAGGGGUGCAGCUCAGCUAUGGAUCCUACAAAGACCAGACUGUUGACUAUAGGAUCGCCCAAGCUCAAGGCAAGUUUGAGCUACUUCGACACAUCCUGUGCUCCACUAAGGCCUUGGAGGCUUCAAAGAAGUUGGAGAUCUGGAGGGUCUAUGUGGAAUCCUCACUCUUGCAUGGGCUUGUGGCCACUGGCGUCACCUCAUCAGGUCUUCAGAAGCUUCAGAGUAAAUACUCUAGGAUGCUAAGAUCCAUCUUUAAGCAACACCAGCACUACAGCCAUAUUGACACGAAGACUCUGUUUGAGCAAUACAAGGUUCAGUCUCCUCAAGCAGUUUUGAUCAGCCAGAUGAAAAACUAUCAAGACGCACUAGAUGCCUGUCAGAAGUCCAACCCGGAUCAGAACAUACAGUGGCAUCUGGGACUUAGAGGUAGGAUUGUUGCGCUGCAACUGGAGCUUCAGAGCAUGCAUUUAGACUUGACCGAGGCAGAUCAGGCGGACAGCGUGCGAAUCAGCUAG
Molecule: messenger RNA, 2628 nt
Organism: Symbiodinium natans
Lineage: Eukaryota; Dinophyceae; Suessiales; Symbiodiniaceae
Source: the annotation of a GenBank genome assembly